AUGGAUUGGAUGUUGUGUUUAGCUCUGGAACGAACACAAAUCCUGUUCUACGCAGGCGUGAUGGUGUUCAUGGCUAAGCUGCAUGUAGUCGUGUACAAUAUUCAAAAUGGAAUAGACAACAACAACAACAGCAAUUAUAAUGAUUUGGCGCUUUCGGUUGCCCAGAUCUGGACGGACGGAGCGACACCUGCCGUAGCCAAGUCGGUCCUCCGCCCCUCGUCCCAGUCCAGUCUCCCGGGCAAUUCUUCGAUACCUUUCACAUUUGACCUUGGUCGAUUCCUCUACUCCGUGAUAGUGGAGGCUGAUCCGAGAGAAGCUCGUAAAGUCGAAAUCCCGAAUGCGCCAGCAUUCAUCCGGAGAUCCAAGACACAUUCCGCCAGUAUUCAGACUUUCAGCUCCAGACAGGGAGCGACGGACAAGCGUGAUGACGCCAAAGCUCCACACCUCAAACCGUUGAAGAUGCAGGCUGCAGGCUGGAGGCUCGCACAUCGGACCUCCUCCACCAACCCACCCGCAUCUAUUCCAUCUUUUCCCUUUUUCACCGUCAUUUGCUGCCUGGAAAUUAUGCUUGUCCGGGGCUCCGGUUCUCGUGCCCCGCUUUCUGCCACGCCGCCUUGCUUUGAGCCCAGCUUUGUGCCCAGCUUUGCCCCCAGCCCGCGCUGGAACGUCGGCUGGAACGAAUCCGUCGCCGCGUAG
Molecule: messenger RNA, 696 nt
Organism: Sodiomyces alkalinus F11
Lineage: Eukaryota; Fungi; Ascomycota; Sordariomycetes; Glomerellales; Plectosphaerellaceae
Exons: 9
Coding region: 1-696 (231 amino acids)
Source: RefSeq, a predicted model, not a curated record